Messenger RNA from Paramisgurnus dabryanus, 2237 nucleotides. RefSeq names its product nicotinamide N-methyltransferase-like. The record is from RefSeq and is a predicted model, not a curated record. Lineage: Eukaryota; Metazoa; Chordata; Actinopteri; Cypriniformes; Cobitidae. Gene Ontology annotation, molecular function: N-methyltransferase activity. Gene Ontology annotation, cellular component: cytosol.
CAGCCUCUCACUCAGUGUGUGUCAGUUGCGCAAGUCUGGACUUUCGGAAAUCCCAGUUGCUUUAAUAAACAACAAAAGAAGUCAUCACAUACGUUUUGGUAAUAAUGAGUGAAUGCCUGAGCUUUACUGAGGGAGAGUUUUAUGAGGUGCAUUUUGACUCACGUGCAUAUGUUAAGAAUUUCUAUUCCUGCCCCCGCGGUCACUCUGAGGAAAAUUUCCUUAGUUUCGUUUUGAGAAGCCUUAGCAGAAUUUUCUCAGCAGGAGAACAUAAAGGCCAGAGGCUGAUUGAUGUUGGUAGCGGGCCAAAUAUAUACAGCGUCUUGAGCGCGUCUCAACAUUAUGACGAGAUUGUAUUGUCUGAUUUCGUCGAUAAUAAUCGUAGAGAAAUCGAAAAAUGGUUGGAAAAUCAAGACGGCUGUUUAGACUGGACACCUAUUUUACAGCACGUCUGUGAACUGGAUGGUGAAAGCCCGUCUGAUUUGGAGGCUUUACUGAGGCAACGAGUCAAAAAAGUCUUAAAAUGUGAUGUGCGGUUGGAGAAUCCGUUCUAUCCGCACACACUGGAACCAGCUGACUGUGUCAUUACAUCCCUGUGCCUGGAAGCAGCAUGUAAAGACAUUCAGGUAUACCGUCACGCUUUACAUGGGCUGAGCAAGCUCCUGCGUCCUGGUGGACUUCUCGUCAUGAUAGGUGUUUUGGGUGAAACCUUCUACAAGGUGAAUGAACAGUCCUUUUCCUGUCUUAAAUUGAGUCAGUGUGAUAUUGAGGAAGCACUUAGAGGUGCAGGCUUCUCUAUCCAUGAGUUUAACAUACUGCCUGCAGAAGACCCAAAAAGCAACUCUGUGUCUGACUUUGAGGCUGUUUUUUAUCUUGUGGCAAACAAAUCUUCUAAAUUGCAAACCAAAUAGAGAAACUAACAAAACAGAACAAAAUCAGCGUAGCAUGCUUAACUUAAAUUAGCAGCACUUUAGUUCAGGGUUUUCCUGGAUCAAAAAUAGGUGGUGGUUACAAUCGUUUACAUACACACAGUAAAAAGUAGGGUACCCAGCCAUAUGAAUUUCGAGCCCAAAGAUCUUUAACUAGUUAAUAUGUAAAAAUGCUACCGGUAAAACCAAAGUAGGUUUAAAACCUCAUUUAAAAAAAUUAAGAUAUCAUAUCAAUAUCAAAAAGUAAAAUAAUAUAUCCCAUUUUUACUAACAGACUAAUUUUUACCAUAUACAAGAAAUAAUUUAGCAGCUACUUAAAGGGAUAGUUCACCCCAAAUUAAAAUUAUGUCAUUUCCUCCCUCUCAUGUUGUUACAAACCUGUAUAAAUGUCUUUGUUCUGAUGAACACGAAGGAAGAUAUUUUGAGAAAUGUUUGUAACCAAACCGUUCAUGAGCCCCAUUUACAUGAUGGUAUACUUUUUCCUAUUUUAGAAGUAAAUGGGGCUCCCGAAAUGUUCAAAUUCUAUCUCGCAAUCACACAUUAAUUUUUUUUUAAAUAAAAUAAAGCAUGGCGGUAUGAAACAGCUAUUCAGGAAAACUCUGUAGAGAUGUUAUCUGCUCAAUAACUGCUUUUUAUUAUGGUUUUGAAAUAAAAUGGUUUAAGCCAGUUUCUUCUUAAAUGCACUAUGUAAAUAAACAUUUGGAAAGUAAUAAACAUUACUGUGAAAUACAUUUACAUAUAUAUUUUUUUUAAAGUGGACAUGUCACAAGACUUGUUUUUAAAGAUGUAAAAUAAGUCUUUAACUGUCCCUAGAAUGCGUAUGUGAGCUUUAAAAUACCCCACAGAUAAUUUACUAUAACAUGUUAAAAUUGCCACAUUGUAUGUGUGAGCAAAAAUGUGCCGUUUUCGGGUGUGUCCUUUAAAAUGCUAAUGAGCUGAUGAAACUUAAACACUGAUCACAAUGAUAGUGGUUUGUUAAAAUUUAAUUUUCUGUCUCUUUCUCUCUGCACUAAAUGGCAGCGCAUGGUUUUAAGGGGCGGCAUAAUAAGUAUUAUCCCCUUCUGACAUCACAAGGGGAGCCAAAUUUCAAUGACCUAAUCUUUUACGUGAUUGCAAAGAACAAAACUAAGUUACUGGGUUGAUCUUUUUCAAAUUUUCUAGGUAGAUAGAAGCACUGGGGAGCACUUAAACAUGAAAAAUCAGAUUUUCAUGAUUUAUCCCCUUUAAAUAACACUUAUAAAAGGAAGCUUUGGAGACUAUGCAGAACUUUUUCAAGCAUUACACUAAUUUUAAUAACAGAAGGCCAAAACA